AUGACCAACUCGCACACAACACAGCAACAGCAACAGCAACACACUCUGCCCGCCACGGAGGAACAACCAUUCAAGGCUCUCUCACAUCCUCUGUCUCCGACCUUCCGGCCCUGGCUUACCGCCCCCGACCGCGUCCCCUCCACUACCGCCUACGAAAUGUCCACCACCAACACGAGGCAGACGGUCAAUACGAGUUCUCUAGCCGUUCGCAGGCGCCGGGCCGGCUCGCUGAGCGCCCCUUUCGCCGGUCGGUUGGGCGGCAACCAGGAAUUCACCCUCGACCGCGCCGAUCCCCAGAAUGAGGAAUUGCUGAAAAAGGUGCCCGAUGCGGCGCCGAACUUGACCUUGCAGGAGAGUUUCGAUCUUCGAGGCUUUCGAGAGGUAGAGCUGUGGAAGGCGGCUUUGAUCGAGUUUGUCGGCACCUUGAUCUUCGCCUGGGCCUCAGCUUGGAACAGUCUGUCCCCAAACACGCCCCCACCACCACCCUCAGAAACAUCUGGCCCCUUCGGCCGUUCAUAUUUCCUAGGCCCUCUCGUCGCCGCGUGUAUAAACGCAAUCCUCCUCGCACUAUUGAUCUUCUCCUUCGGAGCCGUUUCCGGAGCACACCUGAAUCCACUGAUCACGAUCGGAACCUUUUUCGCGAGGUUGACCACUUUUCCUCGUCUGGUGUUGUACUUGGCGGCGCAGACCUCGGCGGGCGCGCUUGCUGGCCUGCUGCUAAGAGCGGCCGCGAAUACUAGAGAUUUCAAGGUGGGAGGAUGUUAUCUCUUCCAAGAUAUGGGGACUCCCGUUACGAGUGCUUUCACCGUCGAAGUCGUCGCCGACUUGCUCCUGCUGGUACUCGCGUUUGGAGUUGGUCUAGAUCCACGGCAACGCGAGAUUUUUGGCCCAGCGCUGGGCCCAAUCUUUGUUGGGCUCGCCGUGGGGAGCAUGAUUUUGUGUACCGCAUUCACUCUGCCUGCGUACGGCGGUGCUAGUAUGAAUCCGGCGAGGUGUUUUGGUGUAUUCGUGGGCAGCCGCUUCCCAGGCUGGCACUGGGUGCACUGGGUAGCCCCGCUUGUGGCCAGUAUUUUCCAUGGAAUUGUGUAUUUUCUCGUCCCCCCAGGCGAGCCAAACAGGGCGCAUGCACACAAGAUUGGCGGGAUGGCGCCAAAAGCUGAGCCACAGGCACAGGAAGAUGGAAAGCAGAGCGUGUAG
Messenger RNA from Fonsecaea erecta, 1197 nucleotides. RefSeq lists its product as hypothetical. Bases 1 to 1197 code for a protein of 398 amino acids. NCBI's taxonomy places the organism in Eukaryota, Fungi, Ascomycota, Eurotiomycetes, Chaetothyriales, Herpotrichiellaceae. Gene Ontology annotation, cellular component: plasma membrane. Gene Ontology annotation, molecular function: water channel activity. The record is from RefSeq and is a predicted model, not a curated record. Gene Ontology annotation, biological process: transmembrane transport. The transcript has 2 exons.